Molecule: messenger RNA, 975 nt
Organism: Halteromyces radiatus
Lineage: Eukaryota; Fungi; Mucoromycota; Mucoromycetes; Mucorales; Cunninghamellaceae
Exons: 7
Coding region: 141-908 (255 amino acids)
Cellular component (GO): intracellular anatomical structure
Molecular function (GO): oxidoreductase activity, acting on NAD(P)H, oxygen as acceptor
Source: RefSeq, a predicted model, not a curated record
UUUUUUUUUUUUGAGUACAAUAAAUUAUGCAUUUUUUUUUAUAUUAUGAAUAGAUUGAUGAUGGGUUUAAGUGAAAAUUUGGGUGUGAAUGUUUGAAUUCCAUUGGGCGUAAUGAUCUCAGCCAACCGGACUUCAUUUGGAUGGUCUCUCUUAAAGGCAAAACAGCUAUUGUCACUGGUGGAGCUCGUGGAUUGGGUGUGGAAAUGACAUACGCUUUAGCAGAAGCUGGGGCCAAUGUCAUGAUCACUUACAACACAAGUGCUACGUCUGCCGAACAAAUUGUCAGGGAUAUUCAAGAUAAAUAUAAGGUACAAUGUCGAGCGUAUGCUAUGCAGGUCACCAAUGCUGAUCAAGUCAAGGCCACGGUGGAUCGUAUCUACAAAGAGAUGACAUCAAUAGAUAUCUUUGUCGCCAAUGCUGGGAUCUCUCAUUUAGGAAAAGCAGAGACUUUUGAUUUGGAUGAUUGGCGAACCAUCUUUGAUGUCAAUGUACAUGGUGUAUUUUAUGGAGUUCAAGCAGCUGGAAAAUAUAUGUUGGAACAAGGUCAUGGAAAUGUCAUCAUCAUAUCAUCCAUUUCUGCCAAAAUAGCCAAUGUUCCACAAGCUCAAUGUGCUUAUAAUUCAAGUAAAGCCGCGGUCUCCAUGAUGACAAAAUGUUUAGCUUCAGAGUGGGCUACACGAGGAGUUCGAGUGAACGCCAUUUGUCCAGGAUACAUGAAAACGGAUAUGCUUGGUGAUAUCUUCAAACAACAACCUGAAUUGGAAACAGCGUGGGCAGAUCGAGUUCCCAUGAAACGACUUGGUCAACCUCAAGAAUUGAAAGGUGCGAUUGUGUUUUUAGCUAGUGAACAGAGUUCCUAUAUUACAGGUACCGAAUUAUUCGUAGAUGGUGGAUAUACUUCAAUUUAGUAUAGGAUAGUAUUUAUGAUGUUUAAAUUAUUUUUAUUACUACAGUGUUUUUUUUAAACAAGAUGAC